AAGCUAAUUGGACUUUAUGUGUAAAAAGACGCAACGUUUUUUUAGCAUGUCGCAAUACGCAGUAUGAUGGUGCUAAGAAGAUUUAUUGGUCAAUGAUUUGAUAAAAUCGAUAGUUUUCCAGCUCUUAAGGAUAUUACCGCAAUAAGAAGGGUUGCCGUUUUUUAAUGUAGAAAUUUUAAGCAGCUGUAUUUGUACAUAAUCGACAAUUUUAUUCAAUCCCAGUUUAUAUUUCCGAUAAAUUUGUUUGUUUCAGUGUUGAUAUGAAAAAAAAAUACACAAACCUCACACAAAACAGUGUUAUAUCGUUGCAAAAACAGCGACUCUAUAAUCUGUGAGAAUUUUCAUGCGUCUGGCAGCUGUGACUAUAAUCCAGCGCUGCCAUCACUAAAGUGGUUAAAGUCGCAAGUUGCAGAAAGAUGUUGUAAGCAUUCCAAAAGAGUAAGAAUUUGAAAUCUUACCCGCGAUUUCUGGAGUUUUUUGUUCUACCUCGGAUGCCUGUGCUGUGCUAGAAUCAUUCCAUGUCACCGGCAAAUUGCAAUCCGCAAUGGCAAUAAAUUAAACUUGUCGGUGUAGUUUUUUUUGAAAUACGGAAUGGAAUAUUUUAGUGCUUCAAAAUCAUAAUUUAAGUAGUUGAUUUUCCCGAGUUUUGUUGUAAUUACAUCACAUUUGGUGGGAGAUAUUUUUUAGGGAUUUUGGGGUCACUUUUUAUCACAUGGAAUAAAUCGUCGGUUCUGUGCAACAGUGGCACAACUAAAAAAUCACAUUUUCGAGAAAAAGGCGUUUGAAAAUUAGCGACGACAAUUGAAUUUUCAAUUUUCAAAAAACUUUCGAAGUUUAAUAGCGAAUUUCUCUAUUCUACUGUGUGCGGGCAAAACUGCCGAGGAAUAAUGAAACGUCAUCGCCAUUUAAGACGCAAGCAAGGAAGAGAUGCCAGAUAAUUGUUUACGAACUUAGCACGUGCGGUGGUGGGUUGAAGCUGACAAAUUUUACAGUGCGCUUCCACGGCAGGUCAAAACUGGGUCAAAAUCGAGCGAAUAAAGAAGGGUUUUGACAGCAGUUAGUGCGCUUCCAGGUCAAAACGAGUGUAUCUUUUGGCUCCUAUUGAAAGAGUGUUGUCUGUCAAUCGGUGCGUUUGAGCGAUUUGAGCAUGAGGUUUAUGAAAAGCAAUUAGAAUGUCAUGUUUUGGUGAUAACAGCAAACAUUAUCAAGAAAUAUGUAUAGAGACACGGCACUAUAAAAGACUGGACUUGAGCAUUAUCCCUGUACCAGUUUAGUAAUCCAGUGGCCAGACAGCUAGAUCUAAUCAGGAUGAAACAAUUCGCACUUCUAGCGAUAUUCUGCACUUUGGGAGCUCAGGCCCUUCCAGACCGCACACCUUACAUCAUUAAUGGACACCAGGUUCCUCAUCAACCCUACAACGCGUAUGUUUUGUAUCUGAAUGCAGCAAACGCAGGAUUUUUCGGUGGUGGCUCGAUCAUUUCUGAUCGACACAUUAUCACAGCUGCGCAAAAUAUUCAAGGAUAUGUAACUUGGAACAUUGGUCUUGGGAGUAACGUUUUCACUUCACUGAGCAUGCUAACCACGACUACAGCUACUCCGCAUCCAAGCUACAACGCUAACACCAGAGCCAAUGAUAUUGGUAUCAUUACUCUGGUUAGUUCCCUUGUUUUCACAUCAACUAUCGCUCCUAUUUCGCUACCAGCUUUGACAGAAACAACUCAAUUACCACUGGAGAAUGAAGAAGGGUCCAUUGUUGGAUUUGGUUUUACCACCGCAACAACAAUUUCUCGCUCAGACUUCCUUAUACGAUCGUACCAGCGAGUUACAACAAUUUCACGUUGCCAGCAGUUCUACCAGAUUACGGUUCCAAAUCAUUUCUGCGGUGAAGACAACGUCGAAUUAUCCAAUAUCUGUAACGGUGACAUCGGGGCCGGUUUUGUAACUAUCGUCCGGGGUAACGCAAUGCUGACUGGUAUUGCAUCUCUGAUGACAGCUAGCUGUGCGAACGCAAGCCCUUCCGGAUACACACGCAUUGUUCCUUAUAGACAAUGGAUUCAACAGAUUACAUCAGUGUAAAUAUUCCAAUCAGGAUGUUGAAAAACGUAAAUUGUAAUUUCUGAUAAUAAUAUAAUAGCGUUUCAAAUUAA
Molecule: messenger RNA, 2147 nt
Organism: Wyeomyia smithii (pitcher-plant mosquito)
Lineage: Eukaryota; Metazoa; Arthropoda; Insecta; Diptera; Culicidae
Product: collagenase-like
Exons: 5
Coding region: 1309-2076 (255 amino acids)
Biological process (GO): proteolysis
Molecular function (GO): serine-type endopeptidase activity
Source: RefSeq, a predicted model, not a curated record